AGUGGUGCAGCACAACUCUGUCGGUGGAGCAGAGGGUCCUGAUGGCGCUCAUAUUCUAUGCAACAGGAGCAUUCCUGGACAACAUCGCCAGUGAUGAAUUCAUCGCCACUACAAAGCGCCCGGUCUCCGAGGGUAUCCAUGCUGUCAGCCUAGCCAUAAUAAAAAAUUUGGGACCGAGAUAUCUGAAGUUCCCGGCAUCCACAGAAGAGAAGGUAGCCAUCAAACGGGACUUCUACGCCAUAGCAGGGAUACCCGGAUGCCUUGGUGCAAUUGACGGUACUGCAAUAGCCGUCAUCGCCCCGAGUCGCAGUGACCCCCGCUUUGUUGAUGGGAAUUAUUAUUCCCACAAGGGAUACCAUGCCCUCAACGUGCUAGGGAUCUGUGCUGCCAAUCGCAUAUUUCUCCACAUUGACGCCACGUACCCAGGGAGCUGCCACGACUCCUCGGUGUGGAGCAUGUGCGAAGUCCGUCUGCGAGCACCGACGACAUUUGCAGAGGGCGAGUGUUAUGGGUGGUUUGCUGGGCGGAGAUCUGGGGUACCCUCUUGAACCGUGGCUCUUGACUCCUGUUCGUUCUCCUGCAACACAGAAGGACCAGGCAUACAACAAAGCCCACUGACCCGGGUUCGAAUUGAACAGUGUUUUGGAGUUUUAAAGAUGCGCUUCCGCUGUCUGCAUCGCUACAGGACCUUGCACUUUGCACCUGACAGGGCAUGCAAUAUUAUCACUGCAUGUGCAGUUUUGCAUAAUAUGUGCAUUGACUACAAUUUGCAAGACCCUGAACACGAAGAUGAAGGCUCCGGUCCCGAUCCUCCUGCUGCUCCCGAGGAUGAAUGGGAUGAUGUAGAGAGCAGUGCAUCACAGGCACUGCUCAGGCAGUGCACCGCAGGCAACAAGUUAUUAACAGAUAUUUUUAAAUGUGUAUGGCAUAAAAGUACAGGGACCAGAUAAUUUCUAAUUCGUACAUUCUAAUUUAAAGGACUUUGUGACAUUUUAUUUAGGAUUGAUUUCCACCAAAACCAUGGUGCAACCAAGGUGUCUACCAAAUUGCAGCCUUCAAAUUGCCUGACAUUUUCACGUUUUCACCUCCCCUUUCAAGGAAAAUCCUGACCAAAACAAAAGGGAACUUAUCCCGCUUUUACUAUUCUUGCUGCAAUGACAUCUACAUACCAGUAUGUACCUGCCAAAGAAAAUUUAGGACCGUAUUGCAAUUUAUUGGCAUGCUACAGGAGGGUAAGGAACGGGAAAUGCAUGUGCGUCAAUGUGACAGACAAUCAAAUCAUGCGCCUUUUCUCGGUUUGAGAUUUUUCGACUGAUUUUUGCCAAUUUUCCUGAGUUUCCCAGUGACAUGAAAAUUCCCUGACAAGUCCUGCGUUUCCAGGUUGGUAGGCACCCUCAAAACACCACAAAAGCGGAUGUCAGAAAUUGAGAGUAUGCUGGGAUUGAGUAUUUGUUGUCAUUGUGUCUUCUUUUCACAGCUGCUGUAACGUACUGUAACGUAUUGUUAUAUAUGUUUUCCAUAUACUCCAAAACUUCAUAUUUUGCAAAAUAUUUUCAUUGGCUAUUGUAAAAAAAAAUAUAUUUCGCACGAAAACAGUGUCGCUUGCAAUAUUUCCCACCAGUACGUCACGGGGAGAGCUUAAUACUCAAGUAGUUGGCGUUCCUUUCAUUUUCAAUCUUGUACCUGAAGUACUCUGUCACGGCUUGAGCCAUUGGAGUGAUGAUCUGCACACAAGCGAAAGCAAACAAUCUAACAGCCCUUCCCCAUGUAAUCUUUCUUUGUAUAUGUAUGU
Ornithodoros turicata is the source of this 1792-nucleotide messenger RNA. RefSeq names its product putative nuclease HARBI1. The record is from RefSeq and is a predicted model, not a curated record. The transcript has 4 exons. Bases 42 to 548 code for a protein of 168 amino acids. Lineage: Eukaryota; Metazoa; Arthropoda; Arachnida; Ixodida; Argasidae.